Molecule: messenger RNA, 3607 nt
Organism: Acipenser ruthenus (sterlet)
Lineage: Eukaryota; Metazoa; Chordata; Actinopteri; Acipenseriformes; Acipenseridae
Product: sodium/hydrogen exchanger 10-like
Exons: 25
Coding region: 1-3561 (1186 amino acids)
Biological process (GO): proton transmembrane transport
Cellular component (GO): membrane
Molecular function (GO): sodium:proton antiporter activity; monoatomic ion channel activity
Source: RefSeq, a predicted model, not a curated record
AUGAGUUUAAGACUAUAUGAAGUUUUCCUGGAAAAUCAACCGUUUCCAAGGGUUGAUAAUAAUAUUAGUGAACAUUCAAGGGAGCUUGUUAUUCUUGGACACAAUCUUCCACAUAUCAUUCUUUUUAUAUUUGGAUCCUGUAUCAUUGGAGCUCUCUUCAGGUCCCUUGAAAAGAAAGUUAAACUGCCUUACACCGUUCUUGUGUCAAUGUUUGGAAUCAUAUUGGGAAGUAUUAAAUAUGAUGAGGUUAAACAAUACACUAAGCAAAUGGCCAAUAUUGACCCUGUCCUACUAAUCCAUGCAUUCAUGCCAGUGUUAAUAUUUAGUACAGCUUUUGAAAUUGAAUCUCAUAUCUUUUGGAAAUCGCUGUUACAGGUGGCAUUGCUAUCUAUCCCAGGAUUUUUGAUUAACUGUACUUUAACUGCAGUGUUAGCUGUUAAAGUUUACACCUACAACUGGGACUGGUAUACUGCCAUGAUGUUUGCAGCCAUAGUCAGUCCCACAGACCCAAUCAUAUCUGUGUCUUUACUAAGAAACAUAGGCUCUGCAAAAGCCCUAACUCUUUUAAUUGAAGGAGAAUCUCUGUUUAAUGAUGGCACCUCUAUCAUUAUGUUUGAAAUCUUCAGAGACCUUGCUAUUGAUCCUUAUGAUAUUAUAGCAUCUGAACUUGCAAUAAAACUGGUUUUAAAAAUUUUUGUGAGUCCUCUGUUUGGAUUUCUAAUGUCAAAGGUUGUAAUGUUUUGGCUGUCUUAUAUCUUCAAUGAUGGACUGAUUGAAAUAACCAUGAGUCUAGCAAUGACUUAUAUUACCUUUUACGUAGGUGAGAUCUUUUCUGAGUGGCUUGGAAUGUCUGGUGUCAUUUCUGUUACGAUGUUGGGUCUUCUCUUGGAUACAGUAAACUUCAGCCCAGAAAUUGAAGUGUUCUUAUUACGCUUCUGGGAGAUGCUGACAUACCUGGCAAACACUCUGAUCUUUAUCAUUGUUGGAGUAGUAAUAGCUGAGAGAUCAUUUGAACACUUGGCAGUUAACGAUGGCUUUUACAUUGUGGUGCUCUACUUUGCGUUGAAUAUUAUAAGGCUUGUAAUGAUAAUAGUGUUAUCCCCAUUACUGUCACGUAUUGGUUAUGGAUUCAAUUGGCGUUGGGCAUCAGUAUCUAUCUGGAGUGGAAUCAGAGGAGCUUUCAGCUUAAAUUUAGCACUCAUGGCGUUUCAAUCAGAAGGUUUAGAUAAAGUGACUGUUAAAAACAAGAUUCUGCUGCAUACAUCAGGGAUGGUAGUGCUCACUCUGCUAAUUAAUGCUACUACAAUGACAUGGUUACUCAAACUUUUAGGUCUGUGUGAUAUUUCUGCACCAAAACGCAUGGCAAUGUACAGUGCAGUCCAGCGAGUGCGCGACAGUGAAGAAAACACCUUUUCCAUGCUGAAAAUGGAUCGAUUUCUUGCCGACGCAAAUUGGAACAUGGCUGAAAAAAUAGUUGAGAUUGCGGAUCCUUACAAAACAACAGACGAAAAGGUAAAUGUCAGCGUGGAAGGAUUUUCCACAAUAGCUCGAACAAGCAAAUGCCCUGACUGUGAAAAGAGCAUCCCAUGUGAACCAUCCCCACGUGAGAUGGAAGAUAUGCUGGAGGAAGCCCGCAUGCGUAUUCUAAAGGCACAAAAGACUAGUUACUGGAGGCAGUACAGCUCUGGGAUGUUAAACAGAUAUGCUGCAAGAACUCUAAUUAGCACCACUGAGAACAUAACUGAUUGCAAAGGGAAAUUCAUGACUGUCAAAGAUGUGAAGAAAUACUGGGAAUUAAAAGGUGUUUUUGUCUUACUAAGAAGGAAGCUGGAGGACUGGAUGUAUGAUGUUAAAGUGGACAAGUUGAAACCAUCAAAAAACUUCAUCUUGAAGAGGUGCUACCAAAUUGUGUUUAGUAAUACAUUUGAAUAUUUCAUCUAUACCUUAAUAUUACUGAAUCUGUUCCCCAUUAUACUGGAGUAUAUUCCUCAACAAAGUUUGGAACUUGACCAAGAGCUCAGAUUUACCAACUACAUUUUCUUUACAUCUUAUUUAAUGGAGGCAUCACUUAAGGCCCUAGCCAUGAGGAGAGCAUAUCUUUUCAACCACUGGAACCAGUUUGACCUGUUUAUCAUUUCAAUGGCUGCUGUAGACAUCAUUUUUGAUCAGCUCUUUGGAUUUUCAGACCUUAACAUACACAUGAUCAAAAUAGUAAGAGUGUUUCGAAUGUUUCGCCUUACGAGGGCCCUGCGUUUGGUUAAGAUUAUGAUACCCAGACUUAUUGAGCUGCUUAACAAGCAAAUAAACAAACAACUAAGCUUUGGUUAUGACAUUGGAAAAGGAUAUGUUGUUGGGGAAGAAGACAUAAGCAAGAUUGUUGACCACAUUUCUGAUGAAAAGUCUAUUGCCCAGAAACUAAGAAAUAUACUGGAGAAAAACAGACAAGAAGCUGUCAGAGAACUUGGGCUGCUGCAGCGAGACCAUCCAGCAAUUGCCAUUUCUGUUAAAACCAGGCAGGCAAUUAGAACAGUUCUGAACAGCGAGAGAGACACUAUUCAUGCUCUCAUGUCUGGCGGGCUCCUUGAUGACAAUGAGGCUUUAAAGCUUGAAAAGAUGAUUGAACUAAAAAUGAAGCAGCUGAUAAAGUUUCCACCAGCUAUACCACCACCAACUGCUGAAGAGCUUUUAGUGAAUGUGCCUUGGUUAGAGAAAGGGAAGCUCCAAAUUCAGUUUAUGAAGAGCAGAGGGAAGCUUCUUUAUUUUGACUAUGGCGAUACCAUCAUUCGUGAAGGAGAUGAACCUCAAGGAAUUCACCUGAUUGUUUCAGGCAUGGUGAAGGUUCAUGGCACUAGCCCAUACCUUGGGACUAAGAAGCUAGCCCUGGCCUCUGAUUCAGCAGAGAUGUCUAGACUUACUGAUUACAGGAGCAGUGGUGCCAUUCUUGGAGAUCUGAACUGCUUGACACAGCAGAGAAUGGAAAUCACAGUCACUUGUGAGACUGCAACUCAGACCUGUUUUAUUUCAACUGAUACGCUGUUUGAAGCUUUUGAUGUGUUUUCUGAAUUUCCUUCACUGGAAUAUAAAAUUUGGCAUUCUCUGGCAGUGAAAAUCAGUGUUAGUACUUUCAUAGAAAACGUCAUCUAUCAGGGUUGGACCUACAAUAAGAUUUGUGCAUACCUGGCACAUGCCUAUUUAGUCGAUUUGGACAUGAACAGCAAAUUCAAUACCUACGAUGGAAGCAUGGAGGAGGCAGUUCUUGUGUAUGGAAGCUGCGAUGAUACUCAAAAUCAAAAAUCAUACGACGCACCUGCUGUUAUAUCAAAAAGAACUGGUCAGGUUACGAGUACCACCAAUUUAACGAAGCUAUUCAUUGUGCCAAGUGCCAGUGCAGAAGUGAAGGGGCGGUCUCCCAGUGCACAGCUUCAUGAUGGGAGGAGUGCUCCAUGUCUAAGACAUGCAGCUGCACAUCGACGAGGUAAACCAUGCAGAAGAAGAAAAGAAAAAAAGGAAGCCAAAAUUAUGGCAUUUGAAACUUUGUUCAAAAGUAUUUGGUACACGUAAGCAUUAACAUACUGAAAAUAUAACACAGAACUGUGCAUUAGUCCUA